Messenger RNA from Gracilinanus agilis (Agile Gracile Mouse Opossum), 1624 nucleotides. It is a transcript of the gene PKIG, whose product is annotated as cAMP-dependent protein kinase inhibitor gamma. The transcript has 5 exons. Gene Ontology annotation, cellular component: cytoplasm; nucleus. Bases 396 to 626 code for a protein of 76 amino acids. NCBI's taxonomy places the organism in Eukaryota, Metazoa, Chordata, Mammalia, Didelphimorphia, Didelphidae. Gene Ontology annotation, biological process: negative regulation of cAMP-dependent protein kinase activity. The record is from RefSeq and is a predicted model, not a curated record. Gene Ontology annotation, molecular function: cAMP-dependent protein kinase inhibitor activity.
UGAGUAGGUUCAAGGCUCUGCCCAGAGGGACGAUCCCCGCCUCUGCCUGGGUGCAGCAGAGCCCAGGAGGUCUGCCUGUCUGGCGGAGGGGCUUGGGUUCAGCCGAGCAGGUUCUCAAAGCACCUUCUCUGGCCCAGCAGGGCUUGUUAACCCUCAACUGGAGGACCUGGAAUUCUACCCACACAGACUCCUCCAAGAAGGGAAGGCCUCUCGGAAACUAAUCUCUCUUCAGACACCAGGAAAGGAAGGCCAGCUACUCACUCACACAAGAGGCAGUCCAAGCUCCAAGUUACCUCCAAGAGACUAUCCAGAGUGAUUAAUCAAAGGCUAAAGAUCUGAAGGCAUGAUGGGAAGAGAAAAAAACUAAACCAGCCCUGCUCAGCAAUGCAACAGGCAUGAUGGAGGUCGAAUCCUCAUACACAGACUUCAUCUCCUGUGACCGGACAGGCCGAAGGAACGCUGUCCCAGACAUCCAGGACGACUCAGCGGCAGUGAGCGUGAGGAAGCUGACAGGGGACAUGGGGGACCUGGCACUAGAAGGAGCAGAAGGACAGGCAGAGAGAAGCACAUCAGACAAGGAAUCUGGUACCAGGCCUGAGGGGAGUGAGGGGACUACCGCCUCCUGAGAGCUGCCUCGGCCCUGUUCCCUUUGUCCAGUGGCUGAAGGAAGAAACAACAGCCUGGGCGUCCCAAGAGGCAAACUUUCUGGCAUUCUCCCCAAGGACUACUUCCUGCCCUACAGCAACUCUUCUGGGCACAGUGAAGCCAUGUGGGCUUCUGCAGACUUCCCUUUUCUUCUGGUCCACCCCCCAACCACAGAGGAAGCCCGUACUCAGGGCAGCUUUGCCCUGCACUGGGGCCGUUGGCCUGAGGUCAGCCUCCAGAGCUGCUUUCGGAGCCCUCCCCCAGCCUAGGGAAUUGUGUGGCUUUGCCUACCAUGAAUUCCCUUCUUCCAGGUCCACGUAGAUAUUAUACUGUAUUUGGCAAUUCAAAACGUAACUUAUUUGUUUUGUACCUGUGGCAUGGGAAUGGGGAGGUACCACCUGCUCCCUUCCUUUGGAGGGCAGGUGGAAGCCAGGGCCCCUCCCUGGUCCUCUUGGGGGCGCCAUCAGCAGAGGCUUCAUGCCUCACAUUGACCCACUCAGUCCAGCUCGUUAUAUUCUCUGAAGAAAGCAAAAGAUGAGUCCCAUCUGGUUGCUGGACUUAGGGAGUGCCCUAUCCUCAGGGUUGCUAAAUGCUUCAUCUCCCUUAGGACCAAAGGAGAGAUCCUUCCCAGCCCACAUAUCAGUUCCUUUUUACUCUUUUUAAACUUUUGACUUUAAAUAUUAUCCACCUUUUUUCAGGGAGGGGAGAGAUGUUAAGGGGGGGGGGGGGAGAGACAGUGAAGAGACCAGCAUUUUAUCUCUGUGGGGAGUGGGGUGGUGACAAAGCACAGGGUGAAGGGGGUGGGUGGGUGGGAUAAUCAAUUCUUUGAUCUGUUUAGCUCAGACAAUGAUUCUCAAACUUUUCCAGACCCAUUCUUAAGGGAAUAAUUUUAUUUCCCAAUUUGACUAAUUUGUGUCGCCUUUCUACAAAGAUACUCGAUGCCUACCAGUUGGAAAAUAAAUUCAAACCUUUUGUGUGA